AUGCAACAACAGAUGACAGUAGCACCUCCUCCAGCACUUGCUCCUGUUGCGCCACCUCUGUCAACAUCUGCCCAGUUCUUGCUGUGCCAGGGUUCAUGUCGUACAAACACCAGCCCUGACAUGAAGCCAGUUAGUCCUGUGUCGUCGCAGCCGUCACCAAAGGAGGUCGCUGAGGAGAUCAGCAAGCAGUUUAAGAACUGUUUACCUCACACCCAUGGUGAGUCGGACCUUCACCGGGCAGCAUUUGAGGGUGAUGCAGAGAAGAUCCGCCUGCUUUUGGAUCAGAUUGAUUCAGACCCGUACAAAUUUGAAACAAUCAACCAACGAAACCGCUUGGGGUGUACCCCAAUUAGGCUUGCUGCUACAGGAGGCCACCUGCAAUGCCUUACCUACUUAAUUGACGCCGGCGCCAGCAUUGACACCAGCGACGUCAAAUGCCAGACUCCGUUGUUUGUGGCUGUCAAGAACCGGCGGCUGGAAUGUGCCAGGAAGUUGUUGCAAGCUGGUGCCAGCCCUGAUGGUGAUUCAGGCAACUCUUCAACCCCGCUGUAUGUUGCAUUCAUGAACAGGGAUGUUCAUUAUGUUCUGCUUCUGUUGGAGCAUGGGGCGCAUCCAGAUAAACUUCAUCACAAGAUCAGAAAGAACAGCCAGAACACAUACAAUCCCCGUCUGACUUCCUUGGAUGCUGCCACUGAGUAUAUGUUUGCCGGAGAUGAUGUCUACCGAGCCGUCAAGGCCUUGUUGAUACGAGGCUGUCAGACAGACAAUUUCUGCUACAGUAGCCGCAUCGACCACGGGGCAGAGCGGCUGAUCAACCUGUUCUACAGCUUCGGGGUGCAGAUCAACGUUGACUGGCUACUGGCCAGACAGCACAACGAGAGGGACUUCACCAAACAGAAUCUCAUGUUGUUACGAGGUGAGAGAACACAUGUGGUUGUUAAACUACAUCAUUUGUGUUGCACAUCAUUUGUGUUGCAGUGUUAA
Molecule: messenger RNA, 984 nt
Organism: Candidula unifasciata
Lineage: Eukaryota; Metazoa; Mollusca; Gastropoda; Stylommatophora; Geomitridae
Source: the annotation of a GenBank genome assembly